UUCUAAGGUGCCCAGGCGGGCAGCGACCCCUCGGCAUGCUCCAGGUCCUCCCUACCCCAAGCCCCGAGCCUCCCAGCGCCGUGGGAACCACCUUCUGCCAGCCGUGGCAGGCCAGCAUCCUAAGAUCGGCCUCAUACCCUUCCGGCUUUGGCCCCUUCGGCCUGAGGCUCGCGACUGGAAACUGGUAGAACUGGCCCACGGAUCUGGGGCAGUUAGCCCGUACCUCUUCCGGGACAGGAACUUGGGCCAUCUCAGUGCCGCCGCCCCAGGAUUAUCUUGGAGCCCAGGGGAGGCGCCCUCCCGAGGCCACCAUUGCUCAUGCAGACCACUCAGCCAUCUGGCUACCGAUGUCAUGAGUAACACGACAGUGCCCAAUGCCCCCCAGGCCAACAGCGACUCCAUGGUGGGCUAUGUGUUGGGGCCUUUCUUCCUCAUCACCCUGGUCGGGGUGGUGGUGGCUGUGGUAAUGUAUGUGCAGAAGAAAAAGCGUGUGGACCGGCUUCGCCAUCACCUGCUUCCCAUGUACAGCUAUGACCCUGCAGAAGAGCUCCAUGAGGCUGAGCAGGAGCUGCUGUCUGAUGUGGGUGACCCCAAGGUGGUACAUGGCUGGCAGAGCAGCUACCAACACAAGCGAAUGCCCCUGCUGGACAUCAAGACGUGACUUGCUGUCCACCCAGAUAGGUACAGGGAUGUGCAUUCUAAGAACGCCCUCAGCCAGCCCCAAGCCUACCAAGCACAGAUGGGUUUUUCCUUGUAGAGGGGGUGGCUGGGUGACAGCUUUGU
This is a messenger RNA of Peromyscus eremicus (cactus mouse), 783 nucleotides long. It is a transcript of the gene Smim29, whose product is annotated as small integral membrane protein 29. The transcript has 5 exons. The coding region runs from base 353 to 661 and encodes 102 amino acids. The record is from RefSeq and is a predicted model, not a curated record. Lineage: Eukaryota; Metazoa; Chordata; Mammalia; Rodentia; Cricetidae.